Molecule: messenger RNA, 1218 nt
Organism: Hemibagrus wyckioides
Lineage: Eukaryota; Metazoa; Chordata; Actinopteri; Siluriformes; Bagridae
Gene: mphosph6
Product: M-phase phosphoprotein 6
Exons: 5
Coding region: 171-677 (168 amino acids)
Biological process (GO): maturation of 5.8S rRNA
Source: RefSeq, a predicted model, not a curated record
GGUCUUACGCGCAUGCGCGGUGUGUCUAUUUAGGUGCGCGUGUAGCAUGUUUACGGGACGCUGUUACCUGGACACUUUAUUGGGAAGAACAGAAAGUAAAAGUAGUUUAAUUUAAACUUUUCUUGGGUUUUUAUUCACAGGUAUUAUAUUUUUAACCAGAAUCUGACAAAAUGCCAAACGACGGCUCAACAAAACUGUCGAAAAACCUUUUACGGAUGAAGUUUAUGCAAAGAGGCCUUGAUGCAGAGGUGAAGAAACAGCUGGAGGAGGAAGAGAAGAGGAUUAUAAACGAUGACCAUUGGUAUCUGGACCUGCCUGAGCUUAAAGCGAAAGAGAGCUUCAUAAUUGAAGAAAGAAGUUAUGUCCCAUGUGAAGACCUGGUUUAUGGAAGGAUGUCGUUUAAGGGAUUUAAUCCUGAGGUUGAGAAGCUGAUGGUUUUAAUGAAUGCUCCCAAAGAAGAGGAGGAUGAAGAGGUGGAGGAGAACGAUAUGACCAGAAUGGACACAGACAUUACAGAUGAGGAGAUGGCCAUGAGAUAUGGAAGUCUGGUCGAAAGCAUGAAAAGAAAAUUCGCCAAAAAAAGGGAACGCUCUUCUCAAAAGAAUGAAGAGGAAGAUGUCAACCAUAAUACCGGAGAGACGCAGCCCAAGAAAGUGUUCCUAAAGCCCCAGGACUGAGGAAAUUUUAUAGACUUUAUAAAAUGUGUGGUGUUUUUAAUUUCUUUACGUUGAGUGAAAAAAUGUGCUGCAAACUUGAUGUCUUUAUUUUAAGUGGAAGAGUUUAUGAUCAUCACUGUAAUGUGUGUUGGGUUAGUUUUAUUUUUUUUUAUCUCACAAUUUCUGGCCACAGAUGACGAGGGCUAGUGUAUGGGGAUGUGUACUUGGGCAAGAUUUGGAAUUUAAAGGUUUGGUAUUUCCAAAAAAAUACUCGUGGAAACGAGUGUGGAUCAGUCUCCUGUUGUUAAAGUAAAACUCAUGAGUUAGUGUAAUAAUCUCUCGUCAUUAGACACAAACAUCUUUAAUGUUAAAUAUACACAGAAACUGAAUAUAGAUUCUAGACAGUAAAAUGUACCAGCAAUGUGUCUUUAAGGUAUGUACAGUAUUGAUAAGCAAAUCACAGGAUAAUUAGGAAAAGGUAAGGCUCUGUAAGUCUGUCUACAUAGAGAACAUGCACUAUAUGAACAAAUUCACUCUAAUUCAUCCCAAAGGUGUUCUGUGU